Messenger RNA from Exophiala xenobiotica, 1954 nucleotides. RefSeq lists its product as hypothetical. Bases 340 to 1755 code for a protein of 471 amino acids. Gene Ontology annotation, biological process: transmembrane transport. The transcript is spliced from 3 exons. Gene Ontology annotation, molecular function: transmembrane transporter activity. NCBI's taxonomy places the organism in Eukaryota, Fungi, Ascomycota, Eurotiomycetes, Chaetothyriales, Herpotrichiellaceae. The record is from RefSeq and is a predicted model, not a curated record. Gene Ontology annotation, cellular component: membrane.
UUCCUUCAUGUACCGAGUAACUUCGAGUCGGAAGGCGGCUGGACCGCCGGAUGCAAGCAGAUCUCAGAGAAUUGACGUCCAUACUGUUUCGAUGUCGUGUGAGGAAAUCAAGCACGAUGAGCGAUUGAUCAACUUCCUGCCCACCAGACCUUGGGGUGAGAUAGAAAUGAAGUCCGUAUGCUGCUGAACGAUUGCAACAUUUACCAUGGCCGCAGAUACGGAGACGCAUGACGAUGACGGGUUUCUGAUCACCUGGGAGGGCAAGAAUGAUCCAGCAAAUCCAAUGAACUGGACGCUGCCAUACAAGUCCUUGGUAAUAGCGGUCGUCUCGUUCAACACAUGGGUAGUGUACGUGUCUUGCCAGUCCCGUCGCACGCCAUAACUCACAAACAAAGGAUCUACGCGUCGACUUCUUUUCUGAGCGGGUUGCCCGGCAUGAAGCGAGCAUUUCACAUCCAACAGGAAGAGCGCAUCACGCUCGGCGUCACCGUGUACCUUCUUGGACUUGCAUGUGGAUGUCUGGUUUUGGCUCCAAUGAGCGAGGUGUACGGACGAAGGCCUAUUUUCUUAUGCAGCAUGCUCUUCUUCACUCUCUUGACGCUACCCUGCGCACUGGCUACUUCAAUGAAGGAGGUACUGGUUGCUAGAUUCUUUGCGGCACUUUUCGGGUCGGCCAUGCUAUCCAACUCUCCCGGGACAGUCAAUGACAUCGUUCCGGAACGGUAUCGAGCAGCGGCCUACAGUUGCUGGAGUCUGGGCCCUCUUAAUGGCCCGGCGACUGGACCCAUUAUCGGUGGCUUUGUCUUUCAGUACCUUGGCUGGCGGUGGACGGAAUGGAUCAUUGUCAUUUUUGCCGGCGCUGGUCUCUUGCUCAUGCUCCUGGUAAGAGAGACUUACCAACCGGGUUUGCUCCGCAACAAAGCCGCAGAGAAGAGAAAAGCCACUGGCGAUGGCCGGUGGCACAGUCAUUAUGACGAGACAACAUCGACACCAUGGCAGAUCUUGAAGACCAACCUGAGCCGACCCCUGAGGCUCGCCAUCACCGAGCCUAUUCUGAUCUUUUGGAAUCUAUACACGGCAACAAUCUACGGCAUCCUCUAUCUCAGCUUCGUCGCAUACCCCAUCAUAUUCUCCGACAUCCGAGGCUGGAAACCUGGCGCUUCCGGCGCCGCCUUCACAGGCGUCUCGGUCGGCACAAUCGUGGCCAUCAUAUCGGAACCGCUUCUGCGGCGCCUCAUUAACAGUCACAGACCCGAGCCCGACACCGGUCGCGUCGCUCCCGAGGCAAUGGUGUCUGUGCUGUGCAUAGCCGCUCUCGUCACGCCACUUGGGCAAAUCUGGUUCGCGUGGACCUGCGCCCCGUCUUCGAUUCACUGGAUAUGGCCCAUCCUGGCCGGCGUGCCCUUCGGCGCCGGCAACACGUGGGCCAACAUCUAUUCCUGCAACUACAUGGCGCAAUGCUACGGUAUGUAUGCGGCCAGCGCGCUCGCGACGAACGCCGUGGCUCGGAGUCUCAUGGGUGCUGUCAUGCCAUUGGUCGGGAAGCCCAUGUACGCGACUCUUGGGCCGAACUGGGCAGGCACAUUACUCGGUCUGCUCAUGGUGGUUCUCGCUCCGAUACCCUUUGUCUUCUACCGAUACGGCGGCCGCAUCAGGGAGAAGUCCACGUUGAUCAGGAAUAUGCAGGUCGAGGCAUUUAUUUUGGCAGGUGGAAGUGGAACGAAUGAAGCUGCACGAACUCAUACUUCUGCGUAGGGCUGCUGUGCAGGAGGGGAAUGAUACCUCAAAGGUCGAGUGAAAUCUGGCAGAGCAUGGAGGUAUGCUGAUAUAGAGGUGUCAAUGAGGUCGAGGUUGGACGAUCGAUACUCACUCUCGGAUCCUGUCUAUCACAGCAAUUUCUCCUUGAUUGCACUUCUCCUUGACUGGGAACACAACCUCUCACUCGCUCUAUAUC